GAGAAUGAAGACCUUACAACAAAGCUUGAGUUUCCACAAUGUUGGAAGCCUCAAGCACUAUGGCCUGGUUUUUUCGCCCUUUGUUGGGUUUGCUUCUCUUGCAAACCUUCAUAGCAAACUCCCGAGUCUUUGCCGACGACGACAUAUAUCCACCACCGUACAAGUAUGCAUCACCACCACCUCCGCCUUAUAAGUACGAAUCUCCUCCACCUCCACCAUACAAGUACGAGUCUCCUCCUCCGCCACUAUAUAUAUACAAGUCUCCUCCACCACCAUACAAGUAUGAGUCUCCUCCACCACCACCAUACAAGUAUGAGUCUCCUCCCCCACCACCAUACAAGUAUGAGUCUCCUUCCCCACCACCAUACAAGUAUGAGUCUCCUCCCCCACCACCAUACAAGUAUGAGUCUCCUCCACCACCACCAUACAAGUAUGAGUCUCCUCCCCCACCACCAUACAAGUAUGAGUCUCCUCCCCCACCACCAUACAUGUACAAGUCUCCUCCCCCACCACCAUACAUGUACAAGUCUCCCCCUCCUCCACCAUAUAAAUAUUCGUCCCCUCCACCUCCACCAUACGUGUACAAAUCCCCUCCUCCACCUCCAUAUAAAUACUCAUCGCCACCCCCACCACCUUAUGUAUACAUGUCUCCUCCUCCAUAUAAAUACUCAUCCCCACCUCCACCACCUUAUGUAUACAUGUCUCCUCCACCACCGCCUUAUAAAUAUUCUUCACCUCCUCCACCACCAUAUGUAUACAACUCCCCUCCACCACCGCCAUAUAAAUAUUCAUCACCACCACCACCUCCAUAUAUGUACUCAUCUCCACCUCCACCACCAUACAUGUACAAAUCCCCUCCACCACCACCAUACAAAUACUCGUCACCACCCCCACCUCCAUAUAAAUACUCCUCACCACCUCCUCCACCUUAUGUAUACGAGUCCCCUCCACCACCCCCAUACAAAUACUCAUCUCCUCCUCCUCCACCCUAUGUAUACAAAUCUCCUCCACCACCUCCUUACAAAUACUCUUCUCCUCCUCCACCACCAUACGUAUACAAGUCUCCUCCACCACCUCCUUACAAAUACUCUUCACCUCCUCCACCACCAUAUGUAUACGUGUCUCCUCCACCACCUCCAUAUGAGUACUCUUCUCCUCCUCCACCACCGUACGUCUACAAAUCCCCUCCACCACCUCCGUAUAAGUACUCAUCCCCACCUCCACCACCAUAUAAAUACGUAUCCCCACCCCCGCCACCAUACUACUAGUCUCCUCCACUACAAAGCCAUGAAUAGGUAUGUGUAUUCGAACCACCAUGCACCCUCAUAUCAUCCCCAUCAAUAAGGUUCGCAGCCUCACACCACCGUAUUUGCACCAGGGAGCCCCAUUCUUCAGCUCUGAACCACUGUGUGUGGCUUCAUGGCUUAGAGUGAUUAUAUUCAUUCCGAUUCUUAGAUGGAGUUUGGAUGUUAUUCUUAGAUGGAGUUUGAAUGUUAUUCUAUUUGGAUGUUGUGCUUUUAGUUUUUCCUUAAUGUUGUGCUUGAAUAAUGUUUUCCUUUUAUGUUGUGAUGGAAUAAAGAGCUAUUUGAAUUAUGAUU
Molecule: messenger RNA, 1598 nt
Organism: Amborella trichopoda
Lineage: Eukaryota; Viridiplantae; Streptophyta; Magnoliopsida; Amborellales; Amborellaceae
Source: RefSeq, a predicted model, not a curated record